GUCACAUGUACAGCAAGAGCAAGAGCAAGUCACUCGUCGACCACAAUGGCAGGACGUUCUGGAUUUUCGGUGCUGGCAAUUGACGUGGACCUUGACGAGCGUGCAGGGAAGAAGAAAAGUGAUAAACAAAAGCCAAAGACAGAGGAAUCCAGCAAGAGGUCUGCGGGAAAUAAGACUCCGAGUAAAAAGAAGAAGGCGGCUCCCUCCAUCACGGCUGUCGAUUCUGGGCAACCAAGUUCCGGGCCUGCAAAAAUUAAGAACAAGAAAAAGUCCGGAAAAGCUGUAAAUGGAACAGACAAAGAUGGGCAAAACAAAGGGAACGAACAUCCACAUCUUAAAGUUGAUGACGACUGGCAGAGAAGGGAUGAUGAGUUUGUUCGGGAUGAGAAUGAGAGAUCUUUACGAGAAGCUAUGAUGCUCUCUAAACUGGAUUUUGAGGAAAAGAAACUCUUCUAUGCUCAGAUGAAGAAGGACCAGCAAGAUGAGCCCAGAGGAAGCAAAGGAAAAAAGAAGAAAGAUAAGCCUUUGACAAUGAGUUUGGAUCAGUUCAACAGCCUCCAUCUGAACCAGUUAACCGGAAGGCAAGAACCUGAGGAGCCCGAAGGCAGCGCAUCUGAACGAAUGCCCAAGGAAGAGAAGUUCUUUGAAAACAUUGACGAGGCAGCAAGGAAGACUCUGGAAAAGGAAAAUAGGCAUGAAAACUAUAAAAUAACAGCUGGACAGUUCAAUCAGGCACUCCGAGCAACCCAGUAUGAAGCCGAGCUAGAAAAGAGGGACUUUGAAAUUCAAGCUCUGAGGUUAGAAGUGGACUCGCUAAAAGAUGACCUCAAGUUGGUGAAAGGGAGGAAUAAAAAGCUAUGUGAGGUAAUAUCUGCGUCUGAAAUGAAGAGCAAAGCUGAACUGGUGGUUGAGUUGGACAAGAUGACAAAAGUACGGGAUGAACUCACUCAAGAAGUACAAAAUCUUUCAGCCCAGUUAGAACAAGAAAGAUCAAAAGUCAAUCAGCUGUCUCUUGAUGUUAAAAAGGCCCAUGGGAAAAAGAAGCAAAAUAAUGCAGAUGCAGGGAACAAAGACUAAGAAGAAGGUUCAUUGGUGCUGCGGUUUUCUAAUGCAGACAAGUUUUUUUUGUUAUUCGAGUCUUGUUAUGAAUUUACUGGAAAAUCAAACGGUAAGUCUCUGUAAGAAAAAGUACAAAUAUAGAUAAGAUCAUUUACUCAUGAAAAAUUACGAGGUUUAUAUUUUUGAAACCACAAAACGGACUUGAAUUAAAUUUUCAAAAAGGAGUCAGUAUAGAGUUCAUGAAAUGCAAUGAAUGGAAAAAAUAAAUAAAGUCUUAUAUUGCUGAGUUUAUAAAAUUGUGUCUUUAUUUUCAUCCCUUAAGAUUAGUGACACGGAUUCAAUACUGGUGUACAUUGUUUAUGUUUUAGUGACCCAUAGCGCACUCCAUUUUCUCUUUCUUGUUCUCUCUUCUUUCAGCUCAAACUAUUCCAUUUCUCUUGUUACACAUAUUCAAUACACAUAAAUUUCUCUUGUUAUGCAGUGACAAGGUUCCAGAGUUGGGUGCUGUAAUCGGAGGGGGAUAACAAUAAACAAGAUAAAUGGUUA
Eriocheir sinensis (Chinese mitten crab) is the source of this 1605-nucleotide messenger RNA. Its product is annotated as G kinase-anchoring protein 1-like. Bases 46 to 1077 code for a protein of 343 amino acids. Gene Ontology annotation, cellular component: Golgi apparatus. Gene Ontology annotation, biological process: signal transduction. The record is from RefSeq and is a predicted model, not a curated record. Lineage: Eukaryota; Metazoa; Arthropoda; Malacostraca; Decapoda; Varunidae. The transcript has 7 exons.